UUAUAUAUACGUCCCAUCCUCCUCUCAAGCUCCACCACCUCUCCGGCUCACUAGCUCCGAAGUCCGAACACACAACUACCUCGCUAUACCACAACCCACUCUCGACGAGUGAUGGACACCGUCGGCGCCUGGCCGCAUUUUGAGGGGCAAGAGUACAGCACGGUGUGGCCGGAGGAGGAGUACCGGACGGUGUGGUCCGAGCCGCCGAAGCGGCGGGCGGGCCGGAACAAGUUGCAGGAGACGCGCCACCCGGUGUACCGCGGCGUGCGCCGCCGUGGCCGCGAAGGGCAGUGGGUGUGGGUGUGCGAGCUGCGGGUGCCGGCCGCCGGGAGCCGGGUUUACUCCAGGAUCUGGCUCGGCACCUUCGCCGACCCCGAGAUGGCGGCGCGCGCGCAUGACUCGGCCGCGCUCGCGCUCUCCGGCCGCGAUGCGUGCCUCAACUUCGCCGACUCCGCCUGGCGGAUGAUGCCCGUCCACGCGGCCGGGUCGUUCAAGCUGGCCGCCGCGCAGGAGAUCAAGGACGCCGUGGCCGUCGCCCUCAAGGAGUUCCAGGAGCAGCAGCGCCCUGCCGACGUGUCAAAGGCGCCAUCCUCCACGGACUCCACGUCCGAGGAGAGCGCGCCGUCCAUCACCUCCAGCGACUUGUCUGGUCUGGACGACGAGCACUGGAUCGGCGGCAUGGACGCCGGGUCGUACUACGCAAACUUGGCGCAGGGCAUGCUCAUGGAGCCGCCGGCCGCCGGAGCGUGGCGGGACGACCGCGAACAGGACGACGGCGUCGACACGUCGCUGUGGAGCUACUAGUUGGACGGAUUUGGAUGUGUAAAGGUUGUAGAGAGCAGUACUGUGUUUUUACCAGAUGUGGGAAGAAGAGAGAGUAAGCGUCGGGGGAAAGGUUUUCCUCAAAUGUGAGACCUCUCGGUUUCUACUCCCGGAAGGGCACACCUGAGCUUCUUUGUUUAUUCAAUAAAUACAUGAAGAAACGAUAAGUGUCAUUCGCUCCAUGGACAUGGACCAAUGACAGAAAUUAGUAAUGGACGACACAGCUCGAUGUGGUAGUACUGUUUUUGGACGGCCCCGCAAAUAUAUAAUUCAACGCGAGGUACUGUUCGUUCAUGUGUGAUGGCCAGAAUUGGCAGGCACCCAGAAAUAUCUCAAGAACAGGGGUAUAGCCGGUAACUUCCGUCGGGACCACGUGUUCAUAUUCACUUUCUCGCCUAGACACGCCCGUACCCGUUUGAACGCCAAGUAAUUCUGAACGAAUGAAGUAUUUAUCUAUUUUGACGGAAAAACAUACCCUAUGACUAUUGUGCUAAGUUGAAGAAAACCGAGAAAUGAGGAACAAAAAGACAUGACAAAACCACUUUAUAUGACAUUGACAGCCACUAAUCGCUCAUGGGCGAUGUCUUCUUUUGGCUUUCGCCAUGAAAGCAACGUCCAAAAUGAUGUAACCUGCUCACCCCUUUGAACCCUGCAGCUGAUUUUUGUAUAACUGGACCAGUAAUUGUUUUUUUUCUCGAAGCAUAUUGCUUCUUGAUUAUUGUGCUGGUUCAAAAUUCUGAAGGUACCCUAGUAGUCACAUGUAUGGUGCACUGAUCAUACCUAAGUAGUGAUUCCGAUUUAGUUUGUUCGUUUUCACAUUUUGAGGAAUAAAACUGUGGAGAUAUAGGAGUAUUACUUUUGCUUGAAGCUCUUUCAAAAUUCUCUCUAAAUACAUUCUAUGUCUAUGCACUUAUCCAGAUUAUAUUCUGUACCCUUUUAACAUUUCACAACAUCAUAUGGUGAGCAAAUAGUUUUUGUUUUAUGCAAGUACAUGUGUGCAUCUCUGACCAUGCAACUUUUCUGUUGUUAUGGGUGUGCUCAUGGGGGUGUACAACACUGUAUUUUUUUUGAAAGAUCCAGCUCGGUUGGCAUUCAUUCAUUUAGCAGAGAGAAGGCGGAAAAACAAGUGUUGAUCAAGUGAUCAUGGAGUGAAGAAAAGAUUACAGGCCUGCGCACAGGCAUUUGUGCUUACUAUCGCUAUCUCUCACGGCACGUCCCCGAACGGGUGCUCCAUGCAUUUCGCUCUAGCAAUCCUCCAUUGCUCCAUGUCUCGCCUGCAGGCCUCAGUGAUACUUCUCACGCAUGCAGUCUUCCCUCUGAAAGUGCAUGCAUUGCGCUCGAUCCAAAUUUGCCAGCAAACGAGAGCCAGCAGCGAUUUUGUUCCUCGGCGGUUUCUUGGGGAGGCUUGGUCGAUCAUCCUUUUGACCCGACCGGCAGUGGGCGUUCCCGCGCUCCAGCCA
Messenger RNA from Aegilops tauschii subsp. strangulata, 2282 nucleotides. RefSeq names its product dehydration-responsive element-binding protein 1B-like. Gene Ontology annotation, molecular function: DNA-binding transcription factor activity; DNA binding. Gene Ontology annotation, biological process: regulation of DNA-templated transcription. The record is from RefSeq and is a predicted model, not a curated record. NCBI's taxonomy places the organism in Eukaryota, Viridiplantae, Streptophyta, Magnoliopsida, Poales, Poaceae.